GAUGUCGAUGUUGGCUGCAAUAGGACAAGUAGCCAAUUUUGCAGUUGGAGUAGCUGUCAACCCUUUAACAUUCUUGGGACUGGUACCAGUGUUUGCAGCAGGAUUGACGUUCAUGAGAUAUAUCUCAUUUGACCCUGAAGCUCAUCCGAUCAACAUAAAUCAUGUCCGUCCCGAGUACGACUUCAUCGUGGUGGGCGGCGGAUCGGCGGGGGCGGUCGUGGCGUCCCGCCUCUCCGAGACCGCCAACUGGACAGUGUUGCUGGUGGAGGCGGGCGGCGACGAGAGCGAGAUCUCGGACGUGCCCAGCCUGAGCGGCUACUUGCAGAUGUCGCCCAUGGACUGGAUGUACCAGACGGCGCCGCCCAACGAGGAGUCGCAAUACUGCCUGGCGAUGGUCGGCGACAGGUGCAACUGGCCCAGAGGGAAGGUUCUAGGUGGAUCGAGCGUCCUGAACGCCAUGGUAUACGUCCGAGGCAACCGUCUGGACUACGACCACUGGGAGCGCCAAGGCAACCCCGGCUGGUCCUACGAAGACGUCCUGCCCUACUUCAAGAAGUCCGAGGACAACAGGAACCCCUACCUGGCCAGGAACGCCUACCACUCCGAAGGCGGGUACCUGACCGUGCAGGAAUCGCCUUGGAGGACUCCCUUGUCCAUAGCCUUCUUGCAGGCCGGGAGAGAGCUGGGAUACCAAGUACGGGACUGCAACGGGGAGCAACAGACGGGAUUUAUGUUAUCUCAAGGUACGAUCAGAAGAGGAUCACGAUGUUCGACUGCCAAAGCUUUUCUGAGACCAGUGAGGAACAGAAGCAACCUCCACAUAGCCAUGCACGCACAAGUCACGAAAGUCAUGAUUCAUUCCAAGACUAAGCGUGCAUACGGAAUCAAAAUGGUACGAAAUAACAGACCCCAGUUGGUAAGAGCCAAGAAGGAGAUCAUCAUGAGUGCCGGUGCCAUUGGUAGUCCUCAGAUCCUCAUGUUAUCUGGGAUAGGGCCGAGAGAUCACUUGGAGUCACUGAAUAUUCCAGUGAUGAGCGGUCUAAAAGUGGGCUACAACCUUCAAGAUCACGUAGGUCUAGGUGGCCUCACUUUCAUUGUGGACGACCCCAUAACAUUCACCAAAAAACGGUACCAAACGAUGCAAGUCGCGAUGGAGUAUAUCCUGCACGAGAAAGGGCCGAUGACGUCACUGGGAGGAGUAGAAGGUUUGGCCUUCGUCAACACCAAGUAUGCCCCGGAAUCCGGCCAAUGGCCCGACAUCCAGUUCCACUUCGCCCCCAGCAGCGUCAAUUCAGACUCGGACCAAGUGAAAAAGAUCACCGGCCUACGAGACAGCGUCUUCAACACGGUCUACAAGCCGCUGAAGAACGCAGAGACCUGGACGAUGCUGCCGCUCCUGCUGCGGCCCAGGAGUACCGGGCGCAUCAUGCUGAAGUCCAGGGACCCCUCGGUAUAUCCGGACAUCAACCCAAAUUACUUUACCCACGAAGAGGACGUUCAAGUGCUGAUAGAAGGAAUCAGGAUAGCGCUGAACGUGUCGAGCACUAGGGCUUUCCAGAGGUUCAAGUCCAGGCCUCAUAAGAUACCCUUUCCAGGUUGUAGGCAGUACGAAUUCGACACAGACGAGUACUGGGAAUGCUCCAUCCGCCAUUUCACCUUCACCAUCUACCAUCCCACCUCAACCUGCAAGAUGGGUCCAGCGACAGAUCCAGACGCGGUGGUGGAUGCCAGACUCAAAGUGUACGGCAUCAGAAACCUCAGAGUAGUGGACGCCUCGAUAAUGCCCACGAUAGUCAGCGGCAAUACGAAUGCCCCCACUAUCAUGAUCGGCGAGAAGGCAUCAGACAUGAUCAAAGAAGACUGGGGAAUCGAGAUCAUAUAGAAGACGAUCAUAAUUUGCAGCGGUGGUCAAUUUUCAAUUCCAUGGUCACAAAUAAUGUUAGUUUCUUAAGGCAUUGUUGUUCUUAAUGAAAAUCUAGUAGGCGAGGUAUAUAUUGUCUGUUCGGGGGUAAAUACAUAGGUACUAGAUAAACAAUUUGAUUUGAAACAGAAACGAUGUUGUGUUGAAAAAAAACUCAAAAAUAAUCUAACAGCAGCAGUUGUCCCAGUAUAGGAGUGUGUUGAUUGACUGCAAGGUCCAUAUUCAUCAGUAUGGCAUCAGGAAUUUGAGCGCCGUGGACGCUUCGACAAUGCCCACUAUAGUCAGCGGCAACAAGAAUGCCUCUCUAUCAUGAUCGGAGAGAAGGCAUCGGGCAUGAUCAGACUGGGAAAUCGAGAUCAGUUAGGGGGCGAUUAUGAAUUGCAGCGGUAGUCGAUUUUCAAUAUCCUGGAUAUUUAUUUUUGUCACAGAUAGGUUAGUUUCGACUUGCAAGAUGGGUGUAGCUGUAGAGUCCGACCACGUUAAGUUCGCGACAGAACGUGAUCGCGUCUGUAUUGAUAAUGCUCAAGCCUUGAGUUACGUGGUGUCUCAAAGUUAACUUGGUCGAACUGACGCGGUGGUGGUCUCCAGUCUCAAAGUGUACGGCAUCAGUAAUCUGAGAGUAGUAGACGCCUCGAUAAUACCCACGAUAGCCCCCACUAUCAUGAUCGACAAGAAGGCAUCGUACAUGAUCAAAGAAGACUGAGGAAUCGAGAUCAUAUAGAAGACGAUCAUAAUUUGCAGCGGUGGUCAAUUUUCAAUCCCAUGGUCACUUAUUUCUGUCACAGAUAAUGUUAGUUUCCUAUGGCAUUGUCGUUCUUAAUGAA
Messenger RNA from Phaedon cochleariae (mustard beetle), 2745 nucleotides. The record is from the annotation of a GenBank genome assembly. NCBI's taxonomy places the organism in Eukaryota, Metazoa, Arthropoda, Insecta, Coleoptera, Chrysomelidae.